AACCCAGUCUCACGGGGCGAUGCGGAAGUCUAGAUAGAAGAUCAGAUUGUGUUUCUGAAAGACACGCAGGCGGUCGAUUAACAUCGCCUCUUUGCGGGGAAAACAAAAACAGUCACUUCCUCCAUCUCUCUCUCUCUCUCUCUAUCUGUAUACGAUUGUGUUCGGCUAAUGUUGCUGUAAGUAACGAAUCAAAAAGCCAUGGAAGUGUACUCCUUCACUCCCCACUCUCUCUCUUGCACUUUCUUCGGUGGGAAUUUGAUUCCCUCUGAUCUCCGGCACUUGGGUCGUGGAGAAGUCAAGGUGUCUACGAGACACACAAAAUUUUCUUCGUCUAGCUAUAAUGGGCUUGACUGUUUCCAAAUGGGCAACACUGGCAAGUCCAAGAAAUCGGUCUCACGAUGUUUGGCGGGUUCUUCCAUUUCUUCUCGGAUGGCUCUUGGCUCUAAUGUAAGCGAAGAUACCGAUGAUAUGUUUGAUGAUUUGUUGAAAAAAUAUGGGAAGGUGGUCUUUAGAAGAAAUGACCAAAAGUCUCCUACUGCAGAGGUUGAUGAUGAUGCUGAAAGCUUGUCCUUUGCUGUGGCAGUGGCUAAGAUUGCAAGUGAGGUGAAGGCUGUAGAUAUAAGGGUCCUCUUUGUGAAGCCUCUUGUCUACUGGACUCGGUUUUUUAUUAUUGCCACUGCAUUUUCUCGUCCUCAGAUUGAUGCUAUUGGGACCAAAAUAAAGGAUCUAGCUGAGAAACAGUAUGGAAGAGUAGCAACAGGGGAUUCAAAACCCAAUUCAUGGACAUUGUUGGACUUUGGUGAUGUAGUAGUGCACAUAUUCCUUCCUCAACAACGAGAUUUCUACAAUUUGGAAGAGUUCUAUGGCAAUGCGACGCCCAUUGAGCUACCUUUUGAAAAUCAACAAUCAUUUCGGGGUUGAGAAGGCUACCAAAAUGUGCCAGGAUUUGAGCCCUGUGAUUAAAAAGAAAAGUUUGGCCGCAUAAGAGGCAGUGUUUUGAUCCUUGCUUUUGCUCACUUGUUACAUCAUGGCAAACUUAGUUACUUCAUUGAGCUGAUUGUGAUUAUUGUGAAUUCCAUUCUCAGCUGCUCAUUCAAGAUCGAUGUAUUAUUGUAGAUUAGAAGGCAUGCCUAAGCGGUUUUGUAGGUGUUCUUGAAUGAUACCCAUAGUACAUGGGUUGUAACAGCAACAGACGCAAACAGUUGAAGGAAUGGGCUCAGGUUGUUGCUCUGAAUGGAGAACAGCAUCUUUUGUUCAUUGAAU
Molecule: messenger RNA, 1263 nt
Organism: Ilex paraguariensis (yerba mate)
Lineage: Eukaryota; Viridiplantae; Streptophyta; Magnoliopsida; Aquifoliales; Aquifoliaceae
Source: the annotation of a GenBank genome assembly